Ochotona curzoniae (black-lipped pika) is the source of this 835-nucleotide messenger RNA. RefSeq names its product zinc finger CCHC-type containing 24 (gene ZCCHC24). The record is from RefSeq and is a predicted model, not a curated record. Gene Ontology annotation, molecular function: zinc ion binding; nucleic acid binding. NCBI's taxonomy places the organism in Eukaryota, Metazoa, Chordata, Mammalia, Lagomorpha, Ochotonidae. The transcript has 4 exons. The coding region runs from base 88 to 813 and encodes 241 amino acids.
GCGCAGGCUCCCCGGUGCCCGCCCCUCCGCUGGAGGGCGGGGGGCGCGAGCGGGCGGCCGGGGAGGGGCCGGCCCCGCCGCAGCAAAAUGAGCCUGCUGUCGGCCAUCGACACAAGCACCGCCUCGGUGUACCAGCCGGCCCAGCUGCUCAACUGGGUCUACCUGUCGCUGCAGGACACGCACCAAGCCAGUGCCUUCGAUGCCUUCCGGCCCGAGCCUCCCGCCGGCGCCGCACCCCCGGAGCUGGCCUUCGGCAAGGGUCGCCCGGAGCAGCUGGGCUCGCCCCUGCACUCCAGCUAUCUCAACAGCUUCUUCCAGCUGCAGCGCGGAGAGGCGCUGAGCAGCAGUGUGUACAAGAGCGCCUCGCCCUACGGCUCCCUCAACAACAUCGCCGACGGCCUCAGCUCCCUCACCGAGCACUUCUCAGACCUGAACCUCACCUCGGAGGCCCGCAAGCCCAGCAAGCGGCCCCCUCCCAACUACCUGUGCCACCUGUGUUUCAACAAAGGACACUACAUCAAGGACUGCCCCCAGGCACGCCCCAAAGGUGAGGGCCUGACACCAUACCAGGGCAAAAAGCGCUGCUUCGGUGAGUACAAGUGCCCCAAGUGCAAGAGAAAAUGGAUGAGCGGCAAUUCAUGGGCCAACAUGGGGCAGGAGUGCAUCAAGUGCCACAUCAACGUGUACCCACACAAGCAGAGACCCCUAGAGAAGCCAGACGGCCUGGACGUGUCAGACCAGAGCAAGGAGCACCCACAGCACCUGUGCGAGAAGUGCAAGGUCCUGGGCUACUACUGCCGCCGUGUGCAGUGACCGCCGCCCACCUGCCCAGUGG